AUGCCUCCAAAACAAUAAAAAACCAAAAAAAAUAAAAAAGCUGUUGAUUUGCCAGAAAAUGAUAAAGAUAAAGAAGAAAUACUCGAGAAUAUUAAGAUUACAGAAUAAAAUGAUGAAUUAAAAUCUGAAAUAGAUAGCUUGGAUUAAUUUAAAUUUUAAAAAGAAGAAGUGAACAAUCCCAUUAAAAAAACAAGAAAGCAAAAAUUAUAAAUAGAAUAUGAAUAAAGUGUUAAUAAAGUUGAAAGAGCUUCCAGAAAAAAAUUAUUAGAUAAAAACAUUGAUGAAGAUGAUAAAAAUUAAAAAUAGCAAACAAAUAAUUAAUUAGACAAUUAAAAUGGCAAUGAAGAGAAAAGUGAAUAAGUAAAAAAUUAAUCUGAAGAAAAUAAUAAUUAGAAUGAAUAAAAGAAAAAGGGAAAGUAUAAUUGUAGAGAAAAUUAUGAAGAAAUUUACAGUUUAAUAAAAGGAUAUAGAGAUACUCAUACAGCUCCAGUAGAUACUUUAGGAUGUGAUCUCUAAGGGGAUGAAUCUUUACCAACAAAUGAUAGAAAUUUUUAAAAAUUAAUGGCAAUUAUAUUGAGUGUAUAGACAAAAGAUGAAACAACUGACCUAGUAAUGAAGAAAGUAGUAAAAGAGAAAAUAACUAUUGAUAAAGCCGUUGAAAUUCCAUCGAGCGAAUUAAAAGAAAUAAUUAAAUAAGUUAACUUUAAUGGAAAAAAAGUAGAAUAUAUUAAGAACGCAGCAGAAGUUAUAAAAAAUACAUAUAACUAUGUUAUACCUGAUUAGUAUGAAGAUUUAAUUAAAAUCAAGGGAAUAGGUCCAAAAGUUGCAAAUUUAUUUUUGUAAUGUGCAUAUAAUAAAACUGUAGGAAUAGCUGUAGACACGCAUGUUCAUAGAAUAUCUAAUAGGCUUGAAUGGGUUUCAACAAAAACUCCUGAAUAAACUCGAAUUGAAUUAGAAAAAUUGCUUGAUAAAAAGUAUUGGGAAGAUGUAAACAAUCUGUUAGUUGGAUAUGGUUAAUCAGUUUGUAAGCCUUAAAAUCCCUAGUGCUAAAUAUGUCCUGUAAAAGAUAAGUGUCCUGAGGGUAGAAGAAGAUUAAAAGGAAAGAAAAAAAUAUGA
This is a messenger RNA of Tetrahymena thermophila SB210, 1116 nucleotides long. Its product is annotated as base excision DNA repair protein, HhH-GPD family protein. Gene Ontology annotation, biological process: base-excision repair; nucleotide-excision repair; base-excision repair, AP site formation. The transcript has a single exon. Gene Ontology annotation, cellular component: nucleus. Gene Ontology annotation, molecular function: oxidized pyrimidine nucleobase lesion DNA N-glycosylase activity; 4 iron, 4 sulfur cluster binding; DNA-(apurinic or apyrimidinic site) endonuclease activity. NCBI's taxonomy places the organism in Eukaryota, Ciliophora, Oligohymenophorea, Hymenostomatida, Tetrahymenidae. The record is from RefSeq and is a predicted model, not a curated record.